Messenger RNA from Apis laboriosa (Himalayan honeybee), 1182 nucleotides. RefSeq lists its product as uncharacterized. Lineage: Eukaryota; Metazoa; Arthropoda; Insecta; Hymenoptera; Apidae. The transcript has 4 exons. Gene Ontology annotation, molecular function: phosphatase binding. Bases 1 to 1182 code for a protein of 393 amino acids. The record is from RefSeq and is a predicted model, not a curated record.
AUGAUAGUUAUAUAUCACAAUUACAAAAUAAAAAAGUUAAAUAUUGAAGAGUAUAUUUCCACAUACAAUAGAAAAAGAUUGUUAAAACGAUAUUUCAAACAAUUUAUUUUGUGUGUGAAUGAAUCCAUCGCAAAAAAAAUUGCAAAUGAAAAUGCUGAAAGAUUUUAUAAUUUUAAAAUCGUACAAAAAGUAUUUUUUGCGUGGCAAAGAUGGUAUAAUAAAAAAAUAGAAAAUGCAACAAAAAUUCGUGAAAUAGAAAACAUAUUUAACAAUACAAAAAAAAAUGGAAUAUUUAAUAAUUGGCGUUUAUAUGUAAUUCAAAAUAAAUGCAAAAGAAGAAAGACAUUUGCAGCAAACAAUUUCUAUGAAAAAAAACUAAUAAUUAAAACUUUAAAAAAAUUUCAUAAUUAUGUUAUUUAUAGAAAAGAGAAAAAAAUUAGAUUAUCUUAUUUAAAUGAUAAAAGCGAAGAAAUUAUUCGACAAUUGCAAAUUAUUUAUAUAGAAAAAUGGAGAAAUGCACUUUAUAGUACUAUGCAAGAAAAACAAAAAUUAAAUCAAGCAAUUAAACAUUGGAAAUUAAAUUUAAUUUGUAAAUAUUUUUAUAAAUGGAAAGAAUUUUCCUUGCAAUACAAAACAAAAAUGACUCAUAAACAAAAAUUGAACGAAAUCGCAACUGGUUUUUUAUUAAAAAAAUUUAUUUUACAUUGGCAUUCCAAAUUACAAGAUAUUUUAAAUAUACGUAAAAAAGAAAUUCUUGUGAUCUCCACGAUGGAAUAUAAAAUUUUGAAAAAAUAUUUUUUAAUUUGGAGAGAAUAUAUUGUUCAAAAGAUAAAAAUGAAUAAUGAAAUAGAAGCAGCAUUAAAAUUGUAUGAAAAGUUUGUAUUACGAGAAGGACUUAAAAAAUUAUUGAGAAUUUCGCUUUGUAAUAUUAAUUAUCAACGUGAUUUGCAAUUGAAAAAUGCAAUGAUAAGAUCAUUUGAAAAUUUUGAAAUUUUAAAAGAAUAUUUUGAUAAAUGGUACUCUGUAAUUUAUUUAAAAAAAAAAUUAGAACCCGUUUAUACAAUUACAAAUAGUAAUGAAUCCCAAUUUAUACAUACUCAAAUUUUACGUAACGAUACAUUUAAUAAUUUUAAAACUCGUUUAGUUAUACCGGAAUAUAUGAUGAAAGAAGAAAAAUGUUGA